GUGAUAAAUGCCACGGCCAAAGAGCCAAUGACGUCGACAGUACAUUAGCUACUGUUUAUACAGUACAGUACAGCCUUCAUAAAGCCCCAUUGACCUAUUGAAGAAAAUAUGGCGAAUCUACCACCUCCUGGUGACCCAUACUUUAGUGGCGCGUCCAUGGGCUAUCCCUCAAUGAUGGGGCAAGGAAACAAGAGUGGUCCUCCGAUGAUGGCAGGAUCAAACCCAUACGGUCCGUCAGGCCCACCUCCUGUCGGCUUGUCUGCUGGCUCGUUAGGAUCGCAACCCUCAGGGGUUGCCCCAAUGUAUCCGAGCUCCACUGGGGGAAUGCAUCACUCGUCCGCCCCUCCAAAGUUGAAUAAUCUUAACACCACUCAACUACAACAACUCAGUGCACAGAUCAAGGCGUACAAGCUCCUCUCUCGAAACGUUCCUCCACCGGAAGCCCUAUUGAGUAUCGUCAGUGGACGCAGACCGACCCAAGCUAUGUUAGCAGCCGGUAAAAUCAACCGUCCUCCCAUGUCCCCUCAACAACAACAACAACAGCGUUCCAUGAUGGGGUCAGUACCAAGCCCAGGCAGUAUAUCGGCAACAGACGGCUCUGGGGGGCAGCCUGCAAAUAUUAACCUGUACCCCCCUUCACCGAGUGCUCGAAGCCAAACAGAAUCCCCGAAACCCCUAUCACAACCAUCCAACCCCCAUUCUCAAUUAACACAAAGCCACUCCAACACUGGACCUGUGCCUAACGUGACCAUCUCGUCAAGUGGCGAACUACCCUUACCGGUUAGACAAGCUCUCGCAGCGCAGUCGUCCUCUCAAACACCCAGUAAGGACUCCAAUACAACCACAGAGGCUGUAGUGAAAAGUGAGCCAGGUGCUAAACAGAAAAGCCAGGUGAAGCAGGUGAAGGUGGCCCCCUCUGGAGCACCUCAGGGCCUAGACCCAGGCACCAUGAUCAAGGAGAGGGAGAACAGGAUCCAUUCUCGAGUGGCCCAUCGUAUCAACGAACUGGAGCACCUUCCCGGCUCAAUCCCGGGCAACCUUCGUACCAACGCCAUGAUCGAGUUACGUGCUCUCCGUCUACUCGACUUCCAGAAGCAGCUACGUUCGGAGAUCAUUCAGUGUGCUCGUCGGUCCACCACCCUUGAGACGGCACUGAACCUAAAGGCGUAUAAGAGACCCAAGAGGCAGAGCAUGAGAGAGGCACGUAUCACAGAGAAGCUGGAGAAGCAGCAGAAGCUAGAGCAAGAGAGGAGGAAGAGACAGAAACAUCAGGAGUACCUAAACAGCAUUAUGCAGCAUGCCCGAGACUUCAAGGAGUUCCACCGCAGCAACCAGUCCAAGAUCUCCCGACUCAGUAAGGCUGUCCUCAAUUACCAUGCCACCAUCGAGAGGGAGCAAAGAAAGAAACAAGAUCUGCUAGAGAAAGAGAGAAUCAGGAGGCUCAUGGCCGAGGACGAGGAGGGCUAUCGUAAGCUGAUUGAUCAGCAGAAGGACAAGCGCCUGAUCUACCUCCUGGAGCAGACAGAUGAGUACAUUGGCAGUCUGACUGAGAUGGUCAAGCAGCACAAGGAGCAACUCAUGAAACUCAAGAAACGGAGGAAGAGCUCCAAGAAAAGACGUGUCACUGAAGGCGAGGCUGAUGACGACGAUGCAGAUAAGAGAGUGAGUGUGAUUGAAACGUCGACUGGGAACAAGCUCACUGGGGAGGAGGCUCCCAUGAAGAAAGAUCUGGAGCAAUGGCUGCAGGAGCAUCCUGGGCACGAAGCUCUGGACAGUGACGAGGGAUCGGACAGUGGUGAACCAGAGGACGAGGUGAUCGAGGCAGACAAGGUCACGGAAGUGGACCCUGACGACCCCAAGGCUCUCUUAAAGGCAGCUGCCGUCGACGACGAGUACGGAAAGGGCAAAGCAGGCUCUGAGGCAACCUAUUACUCCAUUGCUCACACACUGAGGGAGCCUGUCUACGAGCAACCAAAGAUGAUCGCUUUUGGGCAGCUUAAGGAGUACCAGGUGAAAGGUCUUGAGUGGCUGGUCUCGCUAUACAAUAACAACUUGAACGGUAUCCUGGCUGAUGAGAUGGGGCUGGGCAAGACCAUUCAGACCAUUGCCCUGGUAACCUACCUCAUGGAGAGGAAGGGAAACAAUGGCCCCUUCCUCAUCAUUGUGCCUCUCUCCACAUUGUCCAACUGGGUGAUGGAGUUCGACCGCUGGGCCCCGACAGUCAUCAAGAUAUCGUACAAGGGCUCUCCAGCGGUGAGACGAGGACUGGGCAGCCAGAUACGCCAGGGGAGGUUUAAUGUGUUGCUCACAACCUACGAGUACGUCAUAAGGGACAAAGCCACUCUCGCCAAGGUUCGCUGGAAGUACAUGAUAAUUGAUGAGGGUCACCGAAUGAAGAACCAUCAUUGCAAGCUGACGCAGGUCCUCAACCAGUAUUACAUCGCACCCCAGCGUCUCCUGCUCACGGGUACCCCCCUCCAAAACAACCUCCCUGAAAUGUGGGCUCUGCUGAAUUUCCUCCUCCCAACCAUCUUCAAGUGUGUGACCACCUUCGAGCAAUGGUUUAAUGCUCCCUUUGCACUCACUGGAGAGAGGAUGGAACUGAACGAAGAGGAGACCAUUCUCAUCAUCCGUCGUUUGCACAAAGUGAUUCGUCCGUUUCUCCUGAGACGGCUUAAGAAGGAGGUGGAGUCUCAGCUGCCAGACAAAGUGGAGUAUGUCAUUAAGUGUGACAUGUCGGCUCUACAGAGACAGAUGUACGGUCACAUGCAGAAAAAGGGCAUAUUGCUUACGGAUGGGUCAGAGAGGGACAAGAAGGGUCGUGGUGGAUCUAGGGCCCUGAUGAACACCAUCAUCCAGCUGAGGAAGAUCUGCAAUCAUCCCUUCAUCUUCACUGAAAUAGAGGAGUCUUACUGUGAGCACAUCGGACUACCCACCUCCUUCGCCACAGGAAUUGAGUUAAUUCGUGGGUCAGGGAAGUUUGAGGUGCUGGAUCGCAUGCUGAUCAAGUUCAAGGCCAUGGGCCAUCGGAUACUCAUCUUCUGUCAGAUGACCACCCUCAUGACCAUCAUGGAAGAGUUCUUCUGCUGGAGAGGUUACAAGUACCUCCGUCUAGACGGUUCCACCAAGGCAGACGACAGAGAGGAGCAACUGAAACAAUUCAACGCUCCAGGCUCCCCCUACUUUGUGUUCAUCCUCAGUACGAGGGCGGGUGGGCUGGGUCUCAACCUGCAGGCUGCCGACACUGUUAUCAUCUUUGACUCGGAUUGGAACCCUCAUCAAGACAUCCAAGCUCAGGACCGGGCUCAUCGUAUCGGACAGACUCGUGAGGUGAGAGUACUGCGUCUGUGUACUGUCAACAGUGUGGAGGAGAAGAUAUUGGCAGCUGCCAGGUACAAGCUAAACAUGGAUGAGAAGGUCAUCCAGGCUGGCAUGUUCAACCAACAGUCAACAGGCAGUGAGCGUCGGGCUUUCCUGGAGACCAUCUUAGAGGCAGAGGCAGUACAGGAGGAAGAGGAAGAGGAAGUACCUGAUGACGAGUCCCUUAACCUCAUGAUCGCCAGGAACGAGGAAGAACUGGAGCUCUUUAAUAAGAUAGACAGGGAGCGAGACGAACAAGAGAGGCAGGACCCAAGGUUCAAAGGGCGACUGAUUACAGUGCAGGAGCUACCUGGAUGGUUGAUCAAGGAUGAGGAUGAGGUGGAGCAGAUGACGUUUGAAGAAAAUGAAGAGCGUAUGUUUGGUCGUGGGGCCCGACGUCUUAAGAAGGAGGUGGACUACUCCGAGGCUCUCACUGAGAGGGAGUGGCUUAAAGCCGUUGAGGACGGAACCCUUGAUGAGAAGGAGGAAAGAAAGAAAAAAAGGAAGAAGAGAAAGACAGAUCCUAUUUAUGGAGAGGAUGACGGUAUAAAGACUCCGCGUAAGAAGAAGGCUCGGUCUGGCCAAGCCCCCAACUCUCCUAAACUGACUAGGAUGAUGAUUAAACUAUGGGAGAUGAUCGUUGAGCACAAGGAUGCCAACGGUCGUGAGGUCAGUGGAAUCUUCAUGGUUCUACCCACACGGAAGGAGCUUCCCAACUACUACCAGCUUAUCAAGAAACCCAUUGACCUGAAGAAAAUCAAGGAGCGUAUUAUCAAGCACAAGUACCGGAGUCUGGCAGACAUGGAAGAGGACAUUAUGCUACUUUGCUCCAACGCUCGUACCUACAAUGAAGAGGGAUCAAUCAUAUAUAGCGACUCAAUUGAGCUGGAGAACGGAUUCCUACUGGCAAGGUCAGAGCUUGAGGCCAUUUCCAUGGAGAUGGAAGAAGGGGAGGGUGCAGAUGACCCCGGCGAGGACGGAUCAACAGUAGUAGAGGUCGACUACAUGUCGGACAAUUCAGACAUGUCGACUCCAGUCUCCACCCCACGCUCUACUCCCAAACUAAAGGGAUCGGGAAGAUCUGACAAAGGGUCAAAGAGAAAGCGUAAGCCUGGAAGACCCAGGAGAGCUGUGCUGUUGGACUCAGACAAUGAAGAUGAUUUUUCCACCCCCACGGAGUUUCCCGGCUCCCCUUCCUCCUCGUACACAUCCUCUCAAGUGCCCUCACCAGCCUCCCUUUCUUCAAGGAAAGGGACAGUCAGACCAUAGAAUACAACUUACAUUGUCAUAGAUACUGAGAUAUAAUUAUAUAUAUAGGACUUGUUAGAAAUCAUUUGAUUCAUCAUGCUUUGUAUCAUAAUAACUUGAAAAUUGUUUGUUGCUCUUCUUGA
Molecule: messenger RNA, 4751 nt
Organism: Halichondria panicea
Lineage: Eukaryota; Metazoa; Porifera; Demospongiae; Suberitida; Halichondriidae
Product: transcription activator BRG1-like
Exons: 24
Coding region: 109-4629 (1506 amino acids)
Biological process (GO): positive regulation of transcription by RNA polymerase II
Cellular component (GO): nucleus
Molecular function (GO): transcription factor binding; ATP binding; histone binding
Source: RefSeq, a predicted model, not a curated record